Messenger RNA from Spizellomyces punctatus DAOM BR117, 1197 nucleotides. RefSeq lists its product as uncharacterized. Bases 20 to 1057 code for a protein of 345 amino acids. Gene Ontology annotation, biological process: mitotic G2 DNA damage checkpoint signaling. Gene Ontology annotation, molecular function: chromatin binding. NCBI's taxonomy places the organism in Eukaryota, Fungi, Chytridiomycota, Chytridiomycetes, Spizellomycetales, Spizellomycetaceae. The record is from RefSeq and is a predicted model, not a curated record. Gene Ontology annotation, cellular component: nucleus. The transcript has 2 exons.
CGAUGAGAUCAAUUUCCGAAUGCCACUCUAUCAGGUCAUCCAAUGCUAUGCAGACGCAUGUAAGAUGUUUCAAGUGCAACAGGCCAAAAAGGUCCAAAAAUGGACCUGCGCGGUCUGCGGCGCCAAACAAGGCCUCAAGCAUGUAUUUUUUGAGUCAACGGCAGGUUCUGAUUGUCGCAAAGCGGUACAAGAGCUCAACAUGCGCAGAGUAGCGCGCGAACAGAAGAUCCAACAACAAGAGGUGGAGGGUGCAUGGGAACGACAUUCCGAUCAGCAGGAGGGAUAUGGAUGUGGUACAUACGAGCGCCGAGGUUGUCUGAAACAAAAACCUCAGAGCCCUCAAAAGAAGUGGAGUCUGUACUUGGAUUCAGAUGAGGUAGCCAACGACGCAGAAGAUUUUGUCGACAGGAAGGUGAAAGAGAAAACUUCGCACGGCCGAAAGAGAAAGUCUGUGAAUGAUGCUUAUGAUACUCUUGCUAUGGAAUCUGUCCCUCGGAUGCACCAUGCCAAGAGCGAUGCCACUUCGGAAGAUCUCACGCCAAAAUCUACCUUUUCUAUUGCUCCCUGGAAGAGUCGAGCAUUUUCAAAACUGGGAAGAUCGUCAGAGCAGUUGCAUAGAAAUCCUAUUGAUGGCAUGAAAGAAUGCAAUGCAGCUCCAAGGACGUCAAUACCUGUUCUUCAAGCCGACAGAUCCCUCCGUCCUGAAAGCCAGCCAUCUACUAAUACGCCCCCAAUCUCUACCUCCACAUUACGCCAACCCAUCACACACAUACCACUUCAGCCAAACCGAUUCUCUCAGUCCUCUGCCGCUAAACCAUCAAAACCCUAUACUCCUCCAAUCAAAUCAGCUUGGUCUGCCUUCGUGGACGAAAAUGAGGAAGAUGACGACGAUUUUGCAGAUAGUGACGACUUGGAAUCGGUUACACAGGUCCAGCAAUUGGUUGAACCUGUGCCCGCAUCUGUUACCAGAUCUGUAGAGGUUCCGUGCAGUGGGCAAACUACGUUCAGUGCGGGAACACGUCUCUUUACUCUUUCAAAACGUGCCCGACAAAGAUAGAAGCCGGGUCUCUCAUGUGUAUAUUGGAUUUUGCUGUGAAUAUUUCUCUCUGACUUCGGCUCUCUAUAUAUAUAUCUGUCUGUAUAUCAAGGUCUACAUACAAUCUACAAAAAAUCAUGCUAUUUAAAUGCUUUACCCAG